Helianthus annuus (common sunflower) is the source of this 1497-nucleotide messenger RNA. Its product is annotated as mediator of RNA polymerase II transcription subunit 28. Gene Ontology annotation, cellular component: mediator complex. The transcript has 4 exons. Gene Ontology annotation, biological process: regulation of DNA-templated transcription. The record is from RefSeq and is a predicted model, not a curated record. The coding region runs from base 901 to 1320 and encodes 139 amino acids. Lineage: Eukaryota; Viridiplantae; Streptophyta; Magnoliopsida; Asterales; Asteraceae.
GUAAGUCUAUUUCCUUCCGGCUAUCUGUUUUAAUCUUAGUUAUAAUAUAAUCUUAGUUGGUUGAAUUAGGGGUUUUUUCUUGUAGUAAUUUAGUUAAAUGUCAAAAACUCAAAUACUACGGGUCUGUAGUUCUAUACCAUCAUCCCAAUUGUCAAUAGCCCAGGUAGGUUAAAUUAGGGUUUUAAUCGCAGACGAAUAGAUGAGGGCACAAGGCGAAUCACAGACAACCCAAACCCAGACCCUCUUCUCUUUCGUUUUUCAUACCUAGGGUUAACAUCGCAUAAGAUUCUUUUGAGGUAAACAGACUUUCUAUUUAUUUUGUGCUUUGUUGUUGAAUUGUGAAUUAUGGAAGUUAUGUUGGCUCUCUCUCUCUGGUUAGUAAUUCAAUGUGUACCACCUACCUUUGCUACUUUAUCAAAAUGAUGUUACUUGCAAGUAAUUCUCUAUAUGUGUUGUUGUGUCUUUCUAUUCAAAUAUCAUGUGAAUUUAAGGUUACAACGACAUACAAAGGAAACUCUGCCUGCCUACCUGCAGACACCAAACUUAAAAACCCAUUUUAAUUACUUUUGAUGAUAUAAUGAUAGGCAAUCAAGGAAACUACAAAGUGAGAUAAUUUAAUGUAACAUAUACAUGACUUUUGGUUUUUAUGCACAACUGCCAAAAUGGAUAAUCUUAUCUGCGGUAUCUAUAUUUUUAUGUGAAUUCCUCUCAUAUAUGGUUGAAAAAAGUAUGGCAUUGUGCAUAGAUAAUGACUUUUCGUUUUGCACACUUUUACUCUGUUGAAUCGCUGAUUUGCAUGUCCAAAUGGGAUAUUGAUUUUCACCUUAGGCUCCAGUUCAUGAUUAUUCUCUUACAAUAUUGUAUGGUGUGUUAUGUUUUAGCUAAGAGUAGGCUGUAAAUAUGGCUGAGAGACAAUUGGGUGAUCCACAUGAUACUCAGAUGCAUUCUCCUCAAUCACAAACGAAAGAUGAUAUGAUUGGAUAUGUUAUGGCGUUGGAGGCUGCUUUACUCCCAUGUCUUCCUGCAAGAGAGCUUCAAGCUAUUGAUCGUUCUCCCCACCCUUCACAUCAGAUUGAUGUAGAGAGGCAUGCUAGAGAUUUCAUGGAGGCUGCUAAAAAACUCCAACUGUACUUUAUCAGUUUGCAGCGUGAGGAUCAGCCAACCAAAGAAGAAAUCUUGCAAAAGGAUAUUGCGAUGAUGGAGGAAGAAGUGAAGACAAAGACUGAUCUUAUAAAAAAGCAGGAAAGAUUGAUUCAAGGGUGGAGAAAAGAGCUAAAAGACCAAUUAGAGAAACAUAAUGUGGAGUUGGAGAGGGUUUAAAUGUAUGUAUGAUCACAAUUCAUUCUCUUGUGUUGAUUAAUUCACAUUAUUUAGUCUGUAUUUUACACUUGUUCCCUUGAAGAGCCUCGCUCGAGAUGUUUGUUUUGUACUUACAGGCAUUUCUUGAAUUCUGCAUUAUUAAGAAUAGAAAUAAAUAACUCAAUCUUGAACCAAAAA